CGUACACGGUGACAGUUCUGAAAAGACGGUGGGAUGGACAGUUCGCCUCGCCUGAGUCCGUGUGUGUUGCUUGCGGUGUGAGUUUCGGACCGGUCGUUUCGGGCCCGGUGUGUACGCGCUACAUCAGUGCAUCGAAUACAUUGCAAACCUUUUUUGCGCGAUCAGAAACACGCACUUGCAACAACGAACGUGAAACAAAGUUCCAUCCCGAGUGCGAAUACACCGCAAAAGUGCGACAGAGGAACAGCAGACGGGCAAGGGUUUUGCGGUGCGUAAGGUCACCACACUUGGUGGCGGCUGCCGUUCCAACCUCUGGGAGAUAAAAAAAACACACAGGCACGCACACAGAGACACAGAGCGUGAAAGGCAGCUGACUGCAUAAACACAGCGGCACAGUGUUGUGUGCGGGGGCUGUCUGGUUGUGAAACAACACAUCCAGGCAGGCUGGAAUUGGUCGCUGGUUACAGUGCGCGUCGUCCCAUAGUGUGUGCGGUUGUAAAAUUGUUGCAUCCCAAUCAGCGCAAAAGUGCAAAAGCAGCAGCAAACCCUCGUUAGUUGCAGGCGGCGAAGGAGUUGGUCCAAUCAUUCCACACCCACAAACACAUACAAAGCACUACUACAGUGUGUGCUUGUCCUAAAAUAGGGCGAAAUAUUGCGCGUACGGCACGACGGACGCACGGCUGCUGCCGGAAGCAGCGGCACAUCGCACUUUCGUGUUGGGGGUGCAUUCGCCUCUCCUGCUCUAGCCGUAGGAGCCACUCGUAGCAGGCGAGUGCGAGAGAAGCAAUCUCACACAUUCUACCCGUCGCCGCUGUUGUGUGCUGGUGUGUGAGAAAAAUAAUAAAUGAAGAAGCAAUAAAACACACACACGAGGCCGGAGGACGGAAUCUUUCCCCGUUGCGAGAUGUGCAUUCCUGUCGAUGCACCCACGACCACCACCACCAUCAUCGCCAGUGUCCAUUGACCGCGACAGCAAGUUGCUGGGCAAGUGCGCCGAGUGCAUCCGCUAGUGCAGCUUUGUGGCCUUGAAAUUUGCUCCUAGUGUGUGGUGGCAAACCGACCAAGGAAUAAGGGUCGUCCGACACGCCACGGUGGGGAAAGAAGAAAAAUUUAUGUAAAAAUAGAUCUCAUUCCUCUUCAGAAAAUCGAAUCUUCACCACACUACACAUCACACAGGAGAGUGUGUACGACGGAGUAGGCCAUUUCACCGCACCAGCUGCUGGUGUACACGGAGCAAACACACAUAUCAGCAGUACCCGCUGCAGCGAUACAUACACAAACACAAACACACAGAGAGAGAUACGGAGGCUGGAGGAAUGCAGCAGAACCCCCCGAUGAUGCUCCGGUGCGUCCUCGCCUAAGCCGCCAGACAAUGUUGUGUCAACCGCAACGGGCUAAAUUUAACGCGGGUCAACAUCGUGAUCCAGAAUUCCCCUGUGGUGCCGCGUCGUGUCUCGGUUGCUGUGCGUGAGCGCUUGUGAUCGUGAAAGGAAUGGUGCAAUAGUGUGUAAAUAGUGUGCAGAAAAGAAUAGCAGUGACAAAAAAAGCCACCCCCAGGGCGCACCUACCUGUCAGGGAGCAAAACGGAACAGAUAGUGUGUGUGUGUGUGCAUUUUUAGUUUGUUUUGUUUUGGUACAAUUUGAUUUCAAUUUCGUGAUUGCAACCCGGACGUGUCACAACGGUAACCAAUAAGCCGUGUGAGUGUGUGUGAUCUAGUUUUCCGGUUGUUUAUUUUUUCCUUUUUUUUUUUGUGUCUAAGUUUUCCCAAAACUCAAUCUCGUAAAGCACCACGCGCACAUCGUGAGAGACGGAGAGAGAGAGAGAGAGUGGUUUCCUUUAAUUAAAAGGCUUUCUUUUCCGUUUCGGGCUGUUGUGUGUGGGCUCGGCCAGACGCACUUUUCACUAGCCCCCACGUACUUUAAUCGGAAGGAAAACCAAACAGCCCCAGCACAACACAAUCAGACAUAAAAGCUCGCCGAUCUGAACUGAGAGGGGGUGCAUCCAUCAUCUCGUAGCAGUCUCUGUGCCCCGUGUGCCCCCUUUUCGUAUAUGUUGGCGAUGUCUUCCAAACAUGAGCUGAAGAAACUCUCGGAGGAAAGCUUAACGCGGCAGCCGGACGAGGUGUUCGACAUACUCUGCAAGCUCGGCGAGGGUAGCUAUGGCUCGGUGUACAAGGCGCUGCACAAGGAGAGCGAGCAGGUGCUCGCCAUCAAGCAGGUACCGGUCGACACGGACCUGCAGGAGAUCAUCAAGGAGAUCUCGAUCAUGCAGCAGUGCGACUCGCCGUACGUGGUCAAGUACUACGGCAGCUACUUCAAGAACACCGACCUGUGGAUCGUGAUGGAGUACUGCGGGGCCGGCAGUGUGUCCGACAUUAUGCGGCUGCGCAAGAAAACACUGUCCGAGGACGAGAUAGCGACGAUACUGAUCGACACACUGAAGGGGCUCGAGUAUUUGCAUCUGCGCCGGAAGAUCCACCGCGACAUUAAGGCGGGCAACAUACUGCUCAACUCGGAGGGCCACGCGAAGCUGGCCGACUUUGGCGUUGCCGGCCAGCUGACGGACACGAUGGCGAAGCGGAACACGGUCAUAGGCACACCGUUCUGGAUGGCGCCCGAGGUGAUCGAGGAGAUUGGGUACGACUGCGUGGCGGACAUUUGGUCGCUCGGCAUAACGGCGCUCGAGAUGGCGGAGGGCAAGCCCCCGUACGGGGACAUCCAUCCGAUGCGGGCCAUCUUCAUGAUACCGACGAAGCCGCCGCCCUCGUUCCGUGAUCCGGACAUCUGGUCGCCCGAGUUCAUUGACUUUGUGAGCCUGUGUCUGGUGAAGAAUCCGGAGGAGCGGGCCACUGCCACCGAUCUGCUGGCGCACGAGUUUAUACGCAACGCGAAACCGUGCAGCAUACUGAGCCAGAUGAUAGCGGAAGCGAAGGAAAUACGGGAAAACCAAAGCUACAGGCACGCGGCGGCCAUUAGCCAAGCUAACAAGCAGCUGCAGAACAACAGCAACAACAACAACAAUGCCAACGGGCACGACGGGGGCGACUCGGACGACGAGGAUCAGGUGAACUCGAGGACGAUGAAGGAGUUCCCGGCCGACUGUGGGACGCUGGUGCCGGGCCGGGGCGACGAGGGCGACGGGACGAUGAUAGCGCACACCGACUACGGUACGCUCGUGCCGGACAAUGGGACGAUGGUGGAGCUGCAGUCGAACCUGGGCACGAUGGUGAUCAAUUCCGAUUCGGAGGAAUCGACCAUGAAAAGACAUGAUACAAACCCGGACAAGCCGAAGUAUAGGCCCCUGUUUCUGGACCACUUCGACAAGAAGGAGGCGGAGGCGGCCAGCUUUGGCAACAGUAAGGUCGCGGCCGCCGUCAACAACCACCACCAUCAUCACCAGCUGCAGUCGCCACCGUCCGCGAUGAGCUCGUUCGACGAUGGGGCAUCGGUCGACCUGCAGCCGGACCAUUCGCCGGGCUACGGCAGUCCACAGGCGGCGACGACCCCGGUCGUUGCUUCCGCCCCGCAGCAGCAGCAGCAGCAGCCACACCUGCCCCAAUCGCCUUUAGCAUCCUCGCCGCAGCAACCGCAGCCGCAGGUGCAGAAGCUCGUAAGCAAUCUGGUGCAGCAGUCGGCCGCAGCACCGGCCUUCCCAUCGCCGGCCACCCACAGUCCCGUGUCGCCGUCGGCACCGCCGAUGACGCAAAAUUUCCAAGACCACCAGCAGCACCAGCAGCACCAAGCAUUGCAGCAGCAGCAGCAGCAGCAACAGUUCAACGAAGAGCGGCAACGGUAUCAGUCGCAUCUGCAGCUGCAGCUGAAUCAAAUCUCCGCCGUCAGUCCCAAUAUGCAUCAGAUGCAGUUUUUGCAACCGACGGCGGCCGAGUAUGAUUCGCUUAAGUUUAUGAACUACGAACAGCUCGAGCAACGGUUGGCCAGCCUGGACAAGGAGAUGGAGAAGGAGCUGGCGGAAACGAAGAAGCGGUACACCUCCAAACGCCAACCGAUACUGGACGCGAUCGAGGCCAAACAGCAGAAGCGGCAGCAAAAGCUGGAAGAGUUCUGAGUAGUGUGUCGGCGGUGGUCGGGAACGCUUUCCCCCUCCCAGCUUCUUGUUCCCGUUUGCCUUUGGCGGAUGGUGUGUGUGCUUGAUGUGGGGUGAUUAGCGGAUAGUCAUAUUUAAAUAGGAAUAGGUUUUCCGUUUCUGUGGCCCCCGCGCCAAUUAGUUGCAAAUUCCUAUUACUUUUUAACAAACAAACACACAUCCACACCCUGCUCAGUCGCGCUCAAGGGACCCUCAAGCGUUCAACCGCUCGCUUGAGCGUCUCUGGCAGGCUGUUGAGGAGAUAGUGGAAGAGAUAGUUUCCUCUCUUUUUAAGUAUUUUAGUUGCCCCGUCGGCCAUCCCAAUACUCUCGUCGGAUGUGUGGCUGGUAGGGCUGAUCUGAUAUUUGAUUUUAAUUAACACUCACACAAAACACACGCCCUAGAACCACCCGGGUGUAAGUCAUUGUUGGUACGCAGUUUUUUGUUUAAUUUUUGGUAGUAACGCAUUGAUCUGAACUAUCGAUGAGAUUAAUCUGUUUUUAGCUUUGCGCUCAGCUGCUGCUGGCACAUGUGGCGCAAAUGUGUAUGUAUUUGUUCGAUCCUUCCGCUUUACCACGCGCGCUCCGUCCUCUAACUAAGCUAAGUGCAAUGUGUUGCACGGUUUUUUUUUCUUUUUGUCGCUGUUAUACAUUGAGAUACACCCCCACUCGCUGGUUAAACUGUAGAGCGAACACACAGCUUGCGGACGCGGCUACAUUGCCUUUUUCCCCUCGUUAACGAUUAGUUGGCAUUAUCCUUUUCCCUUGGAAGUCUCCAUGCCAAUCCGCAAAAGCAUAAAACAAUUUAUUGACCACUCGUUGAUCGUUAUUACAACCAUUACAGCCCACAGCUGCGGGCUGUGCACGAAAGGGAGUUGGAGAGGGUGAUGAAAGAGAACGGUCUCUAGUCAGCAGUAAAACCAAUUCUAACGAACGUGAAUAAAUACCUUGAAAAAGAGAAACCUCAAACUAACCGGAAAAGAUUGAAAGUAGAAUACAAUAAUCCUGUAGCGGCGGAAAAGAAAGGCAAAGAAAUUAUACAUAUACACACAAAUACUACAUAUAGCCAGCAAGAGCGUGAUUUACGAUUAUAUACACCAUAUAAGGAAGCAAACAACUCAACACACAGAAACACACACAAUGAAAUUGAAGGACUCGAAAUCGAUUGGGAUUGGGAAGAUGAUCAGAACACAUAUUUUAUACGCUAAUUAAGCCAUAUUGAGCGCCCGCCGCUCUAAAACGUGAUGAGACACAGCAGGGGGACAGACCCACAAGUGGGUCCAUUGGUGAUCGCAGACGAACAACAGCAAUGACGAACAAAAGUGCUACAUUUUAUUCUUGAAACAUAUACAAGUUUAUUGAGAAAAAUAGUAGUGUAAUAGCGUGUAACAGGAAAACGGGAGGGCAAAAGAUCGUUACGGAAAAGUUCGCCCGGAAAAAAAUACAGGAGAAACAGGCGAUUGAAGGGCAGAGAGAGUAGGGUGAAAAGAAGAACAGAAGAGCAAAAUAAUAGCGGUGAACAGGUGAGGCGUAUUAUUAAAAAACACACAAACACACAAAACAACGGAACAAACAUACAUGCUCGAGAUAAAUAAAGUUGAACUUUAAGGUU
Anopheles merus is the source of this 5695-nucleotide messenger RNA. It is a transcript of the gene hpo, whose product is annotated as serine/threonine-protein kinase 3. The record is from RefSeq and is a predicted model, not a curated record. Bases 2051 to 4066 code for a protein of 671 amino acids. The transcript is spliced from 5 exons. NCBI's taxonomy places the organism in Eukaryota, Metazoa, Arthropoda, Insecta, Diptera, Culicidae. Gene Ontology annotation, cellular component: cytoplasm. Gene Ontology annotation, molecular function: protein serine/threonine kinase activity; ATP binding. Gene Ontology annotation, biological process: regulation of MAPK cascade; protein tetramerization; protein phosphorylation.